UAACUUUACAGUUAUCUGGCUCUGAACACAUAUUCAAUUUUUCCACGUUUUUUGCCAGACUGUCACUGUUCGCCGAGCCAUGUGUGGACACGUUCUCAUACGGAAGUUGUAGACUAAUGCAAAGCCAACACGUCUUGGCUUCUUGGAGGGAAGCUGCGGUGUCUAGUGGGUUCGGAGUUAGGGAAGAAGCCCCGAUUCCCUCCGGAGUGCUGACGCGGAUAGGGGCCGUACAAAAAGACGUCUUUCGGGACAAGAACUUGUGAAGCGGAACAAGAAGGGGAAAAAAUGUUUGUCUGGAUUUUGGCAUUCUCGCUUGCUGUUGUACGAACUGAAUGUUACUUUUCGGAGGAGAAUUACACCGAAGAGUCAGAAAUGCAGCAGCCCACAGUCGUGAUCGCUAUAAUCGCUCGAAAUGCUGCUCACUCUCUGCCGUACUACCUCGGAGCGCUGGAGAGACUCAACUAUCCGAAAGGCCGGAUUUCUAUUUGGGCAGCGACAGACCACAACACUGACAACACGACCGCAAUUCUCCGUGAAUGGCUCACUGUCAUGCAGCAGUACUAUCACUAUGUGGAAUGGAGGCCAAUGGACAAACCUGUGUCUUACCCAGGCGAGUUGGGGCCCAAGCACUGGCCUAACAGUCGCUAUGAGUACAUUAUGAAGCUUAAACAGGCAGCACUUACCUUCGCCAAGAGACGCUGGGCCGACUACAUCCUGUAUGCAGAUGCAGACAACAUCCUGACUAACCCAGACACGCUGAACCUUCUGAUGGCAGAGAACAAGUCUGUCAUUGCCCCUAUGCUAGACUCCCCGUCUGCCUACUCCAACUACUGGUGCGGGAUCACUCCACAGGGUUACUAUCGCCGCACAGCGGAAUAUUUCCCCACCAGGAGGCGCUACCGGCAGGACUGCUACCCUGUGCCCAUGGUGCAUUCUACCAUGCUACUGGACCUGCGUAAAGAGGGCACCAAGAGUCUCGCCUUCCACCCGCCGCACAAGGACUACUCCUGGCCGUUCGAUGACAUCAUCGUCUUCGCCUUCUCCUGCCGAGUGUCAGAUGUGCAGAUGUAUGUGUGCAACAAAGAACGCUACGGCUACCUGAAUGUCCCGGCCAAGCCACACCAGACCGUGGAGGAUGACCGCAUCAACUUUGUCCACUUGUACCUGGAGGCCCUGAUCGAUGGGCCGCCCAUGUACGUAUCUCGCUACGUCCAUGUUCCUCCCCCCCACACAGACCUGAUGGGCUUUGACGAGAUUUACCUGAUCAACCUGCGCAGGCGUCCGGACCGCAGGGAGAGGAUGCUCUGGUCUCUCUAUGAGCUGGAGAUCAAUGCUAAAGUAGUGGAUGCAGUGGACGGAGCAGCUCUGAACAGCAGUGACAUUAAGAUCCUGGGUGUCGACCUCCUGCCUGGAUACUAUGAUCCUUUCUCUGGCCGCACACUAACCAAGGGAGAGGUGGGCUGCUUCCUCAGCCACUAUUAUAUCUGGAAGGAGGUCGUGGACAUGCAGCUGGACAAAGCCCUGAUCUUCGAGGACGACGUGCGAUUUCAGGCCAACUUCAAACGUCGCCUCAUGCAGCUGAUGGAAGAGGUGGAGCUAGCCGAGCUCAACUGGGACAUCAUAUACCUGGGUAGGAAGCAGGUGAACCCUGGUCAGGAGGAACCAGUAGAGCAUGUGAGGAACCUCGUGUUUGCUGACUACUCGUACUGGACCCUCUCCUACGCCAUCUCACUGCAAGGGGCACAAAAGCUGAUCAAUGCUGAGCCCAUCUCCAAGAUGCUGCCCGUGGACGAGUUCCUGCCCAUCAUGUAUGACAAGCAUCCCAAUGAGGACUACAAAUCCCAUUUUCUCAACCGGAAUCUGCAGGCCUUCUCCACGAGCCCCCUGCUGGUGCAACCGUGCCACUACGCAGGCGACUCUGCGUGGGUGAGCGACACAGAGACGUCCACGCUGUGGGACGACGACAAUGUCCCCACAGACUGGAGGGGCUCCUACAAGACUCUAAAAGGAGGGUCCCCACCGGCUGGGGUUCAGAGCGCCUACUACAGGGAUGAGUUGUGAAGUGCACGACUGCAGGCCCCCGGUUGGAACAACUUUUCCAUUCCGGAGGCCUGCGUCUGGGAUAGUGUGUGCAAUGCCCUCCCACUGACUCCACCUGCUCCUCUUUUAUGAUGAUGACGAUGAUGAUGAUGAUGAUGUUGUUACUUUGGAAGACUCUUUGGAAGACUCGCAAACUAUGAGACACACCUUUUAUCAGGUGUAAGCUGUUCUGUGAAACCAACCUGUUUUACCUUUGUGUGUGUGUGUGUGUAAGUGGUGGGGACAUAUGUCUGUGUUUGUGUAUGUGUGUGUGUAUGUUUUUCUG
Molecule: messenger RNA, 2365 nt
Organism: Electrophorus electricus (electric eel)
Lineage: Eukaryota; Metazoa; Chordata; Actinopteri; Gymnotiformes; Gymnotidae
Gene: cercam
Product: cerebral endothelial cell adhesion molecule
Source: RefSeq, a predicted model, not a curated record